UGAGUGAGAAGCGCUUGUGUCAACAGCGCUAAUCUUCUCCGCAGGCGGCGGUGUGUGAUAUCAACAGGCCCCGGAGACACGUCCCGUCCACGGUGUGAGUGACGGUGCCGGUUCACCAGCCGCCGCUCAACCAGACGGAUCCACGGAGGAGAAGGAGAAGAAGGAGGAGGAGGAGGAGGAGACCCGGGGACGACGCCUCCGUCUGUCCGUCCAUUCAUCUCAUCAUCCGGACCUCCCGUGUGCCCCCCUCUCUCCCUCCCCACCCCCCCACCAAAACCGUAGCAACGGAGGCGCGAGACAACCUCGGACGUGAACACGCGCGUACCGGCGGAGGAGAGGAGACGGUUCCGUCGCCUUUCAGAGCCCGGUGUGGAUGCGGGAGAGGCGGGGGAGGAAAGAGAAAGAGGAGAGCCGGAGAAACUCCUCCAGCGUCUGGCUGCGUUUUCCCGGGUUCUUCCUAGUUGCUGAUUUGAAGCUCUGAUCCUCAUAUCUGGACAGAGUAGACAGUCUCUCCCCUCAGUGAAGGGCACCAUGACCCAGGAGGGGCAGGAUCUGCCCUCUGCCACCCCACCAGAAAACCCAGUGGAGCCCAACACGACUGCAGAGACACAGAACAAGGCAGAUGAGCACAAGCUGGAGGCCACGGCAAAGCAGGAGAUAGACAAACAAGAAGACGAGACCGGAGAAAGAGAGGAUGGGGGACAAGCGGGGACACAGAGGGAAGGAGAUGGGAGGGCAGAAGUGGAGGGUGAGGUGAAGCAGGAGAGGGAAGAUGGCAUUGGAGAUGAGCAUCAGCAGGCAGAAGGGGAGGCGGAGGGAGAGAGCGAAGAGACGAGAGAGGAAGGAUGUAUGAAUGUGGAGGUGAGCUCAGCGGGGGAGGAGGCAACAUGUGAAGCAGAGGAGAUGAAAGAGGAAGAGGAGGGCAAGGGAAAUGAAGAAAUGCAGCCAUCUACAGAGGAGGAGGCAACUAACCAACAGCCAGCUGGGAAACUGGCAAAUGGUAUAGGUGUGAAUGAUGACGAGGAUGAAGUGGCUGAGGAAGAUGAGGGCGGAGAGGAGGGUGCGACGCAAACACAUUUAGACACUUUCAGCUCUAACUUCGAGACGACUGUAGAACAAGCUGACACUGAAGUGGAGGAAGAGGAGGAAGAGGUGCAGAAAGAGGGAGAUGGAAGAGAAAAUCAGGACAGUUUCAGCUCGGCGUUUGAGCAGAUUGUUGAACAGGUUGAAGUCCAGGAGGAGGAGGAGGAAGAGGAGGAGGAAGAGGAGAGACAGUUGCAGGAGGAGAGGGAGAAAAGUAGGGUGGACAACAAAGAUGGUUUCAGCUCCACAUUUGAACGCAUUGUAGAGUCUGCCCUGUUGAGGGGAGGAACCUGCUACAGCAGCCUGGACUCUCUGGACGUGCUGUCCCUCACAGAUGAGACGGACAGCUGCGUCAGCUUCGAGGCGCCACUGACGCCGCUCAUCCAACAGAGGGCACUGUUACAGGGUCCUGAACCGCUGGAGCUGGAGUUGGCAACGGUUCAGGAGCAGGAGGGGGCUGAGACUGGACCCGACGCCCCAGGUGCUGAUCUCACGGCCGGGGAGUGUGCUGUCCGUGGAGCUGGAGCAAAAGCUGGAGUAGGAGGAAGCCCGCUGAGGACCACCAUACCAGGGAGCAGGUCGGAGUUUGUGCUGAGCCAGCCUGGACGCUGGGCCAUCCCCAAUGGAUACCAUACAGACUUCCAGGGAGCCAUGGAAGGCUGUGGAGCCAUGACCAACUCUGUCAGCGAUGCAAACCUCACAGACGCGCUGUCUGACUCGGAGGAGUGUGAUUUGGGCAGUCUGGAGCAUUUGGAGCGCGGCAGCACCGACACUUUGGCCAACGGCUGCCGGCCCGACUGCGAAGCCGCCAAGAGGCUGGCCAAGCGCCUCUAUCACCUCGAGGGCUUCAAACGCUGCGACGUGGCCAGACACCUGGGCAAGAAUAAUGAGUUCAGCCAGCUGGUGGCAUCGGAGUACCUGAGCUUCUUUGAUUUCUCCGGCCUGUCACUGGAUCGAGCCCUGAGGAACUUCUUAAAAGCCUUCCCACUGAUGGGAGAGACGCAGGAGAGAGAGCGGGUCCUCGUCCAUUUUUCUCGGCGGUUCUGCCACUGCAACCCACAGACACCCACCGCUGAAGGUCAGAGUCGUGCGGGUGAAAAUGAUGGAGCCCACACGUUAACUUGCGCCCUCAUGCUGCUCAACACUGAUCUGCACGGACACAACAUUGGGAAGAAGAUGUCUUGCCAGCAGUUUAUCAGUAAUCUAGACGGCCUCAACAAUGGCAAAGACUUUCCCAAAGAUUUAUUAAAGGUCUUGUAUAACUCAAUCAAGAAUGAGAAGCUGGAGUGGGCAGUUGAGGAGGAGGAGCUGAGGAAGAGUCUAUCAGAACUGGUGGAGGAGCAAUGUGAGGGCGGGAGUAAACGUGUUGCCAGGGUAACUGACGGCAGUAACCCCUUCAUCGCCAUUCCUAUCCUCUUAAAUGCCGUCACCUACAAACACGGAGUUCUGACCCGCAAGAGCCACGCCGACAUGGAUGGCAAACGCACUCCGAGGGGUCGCCGUGGCUGGAAGAAGUUCUAUGCGGUUCUGAAAGGGAUGAUUUUGUAUCUCCAGAAGGAUGAAUACAAGCCAGAUACUGACAUUUCAGAGGUGGACCUGAAGAACGCAGUCCGGAUCCAUCACGCUUUAGCCACUCGUGCCACCGACUACAGCAAGAGAGCCAAUGUACUGAAGCUCAAAACCUCAGACUGGAGAGUGUUUCUGCUCCAAGCCCCGAGUGAGGAGGAGAUGAUGUCCUGGAUCUUCCGGAUAAACCUGGUCGCGGCGUUGUUCUCCGCUCCGGCCUUUCCUGCUGCCAUCGGCUCAAUGAAGAAGUUCUGUCGGCCAAUUCUGCCGUCGUCAUCCACUCGCCUCAACCAGGAGGAGCAGCUGCUGAGUCACGAGAGCAAACUGAAGCAGAUGAGCCUGGAGCUAGAAGAGCACCGAAAAAAUCUGCCCUCAGCUGACCCAAAAAGCCGCGAGUGGGAGGAGUACCGGCUCAAAGAGCACUACCUCACGUACGAGAAGACUCGCUAUGAGACAUACAUCAGCCUCCUUCAGGCUAAAAUCCGAGCAGAGACAGAUGACCUUGAGAAGAUUGAGGCCAGCGUCAUGGGCAGCCUGAUCAUGGAGGGAGGCCUAGCCGGACGCGAGUGCCUCCUCCGUAAGACGCAGUCUUCCCCAUCCAUCAGUCAGGCCCACGGCGGCCUGAACGGGAGGACGGCUGGAUGCACCGUCCCGGGACAGAGGAGCUGAGGAACGGGGAGGACGGAGGCGCACCAGCCCAUGACGCAACAUCCCUCCAAGCCAAACUAGCUUAAUCCUACAACUGGAUGUGUUCUUAGUAUUGUUGUUGUGGGCUCCUCCACUCCUCAGUAAGACGUCGCUAUCCUUCCCAGAAUUUAUCAACCCUGAUGAUAAGUUUCUGUCCUUGAGCAAUAGAUGAAGAAGACGAAGAGCGUGCCCUUGAUACCCAACAAUAACCCUGCCAAACCUCAGUUCUUUGAACUUUUAUUAUUGCACAUUAAAAUGAUCAUAACUUUGAUCACUAUUUAUAGCAGCAUCAUCAGUAUUAUUUUGAAAACUCAGAGUGAAGCAGUCGUCUUUAGUUGCAAUGUGUUCUUAGUUAUGAGCAGAACUCUGAGUAGUUUAUAAUGUGUCAGUACAAGGCCAGAGAGAGGACAACACAUAGACUGGUUUGUCUUCUCUGUCCUGUCCUCGUUGUUCAGUCCAGGAGUCAGGCAGUGUUUUAGACGAGCGUGGUAGAGAUGGUACUACUGUAGCAUUCUGGCCUUUUUUACACGCUCAGCCACUCACAGGUGUGUUACUGUGUGGACCUACAGUCUGGGUGGAGUGUGGUGUGUAAAGAUGCAACAUAUCUGUCCCGGAGUUACAAAAAAGAAAAAAAAGCUCAGAUGGAAUGAGUCCCUGUAUAGCAUAUUUAUUUAUUUAUUUAACUCUCUGAAACCUUUAUUCACCCCAGGAAGGGUUCAUACUGAGCGUGCUCGCCCUUUUUCGACUUCCUAACAUUCAUGCAUUUACGUACGUUCACACGGAGCCGCCACGUGGUUUAAAGUGUUCACUGAGCUGCUCCACCAGAGGAACUGGAGGUUGAGUGCCUUACUGAAGGGCACCUCGACACUAGCUGUUGAGGGAUUUUGGAGAAUGCUACUCUCGUCACUUGUCAGAUAGAUCAAAUGUCUAUUCCUGUGAUAUUCUGAGCUACGCUAACCCCAAAUACUAAAGUGUAUUUAAUUAUUCUGUUUGUUUUUAGGGAGUAAAAGAGGAGGACAGUAUGUAACUGAAGGAAAGCACUGUGCCAUGUCGUGUGUUAACCUCUUACUGCUCCUCUUAUGUCAGGACUGAGCUGAUAUGUAACAAUAUAUGGUCGAGUGUGCGGUUUCUGGAGAUCGAAGUGAAGGGCAGAAGAGGAAAGUGUGGGCAGGAGGCGUACAGUAUGAGCAGGUCAGCUGGUGUGUGCGUGCACUGGCAUGCUUUUUAAAGUGGUUCCAGUUGAGAUGCUGAAGCUGUAGGCGACCGGAAGAAGUAAAUAUAACAGGGUCAUGUUAUUGUAUUAAGCAUUUAUUUAGCUUGUUUGGUGAGAAACAAUCCAAUGUCCUUCUGCUGAAUAAGCCUACAUCUCAAUCAGGAGGGAAUAGAUGUACCUUUACCUCUUCUAACAUCCCAGCACUCUGAUUUAUACAAGGUUACAUGGACCUAUCACAGCUCCUUUGGCAAUGUACACUAUUGGGCAUUUAGCAGUACCGGUGUAAUCCUUCCACUGCCAUCCUUCCCAUUAGAUGAGGAUGUUUUUGGGAAAGCAGACGCUGGCCUAUUAUAAACAGACUGGCUGAUUGCAGAGCGUAGCAGCAGGACUGCUCAAGCUUAGUGUGCUAAAGUCACGAAACCUGUCAGCAUGGAGAGGAGAACGGCAGCAAAACAACUCCACCAGCAAAGUAGCCAUCAAAACACCCUCCACAUGAGGGUGAGGCAGAGGAGAGAGAGUUGUUUUCUAAGAAGAGGAGACUGGUUUGGUUUUCUUAGAAUGACCCUCUCUACCAGCUGAGAACAGGCAAACGGAUAUCCAGCACACAUUUCUCCAAACAAUCCAUUAAGCCUGGAAGGAGGACUGGUGUUAGGUUUUGGGGAAGCAGAGAUGUGGUGGUACCGCUGUUUGUGAGCACCUUAAUCGAUCCUAUUUCCCCUAAACACACACAUGUUCUCUCUUGCUUAUGACACAACUGUAGAUCAGUGCGUUCGGUGACCCUUCACUCAGCCCCACGUGGCAUUGAAGCAUGUUGGCGUAACCAGAGUUGUGGAUAUUGACUGUAUGAACAAUUAUGUCUUUUGCUCUGGACAUGGCACUUCUGCUGCAUUAAUAGUGACUGAUGGGAUCUGAGGUCCUCUUGGGACUUGGCUGGAAACCUGGAAUCGCAGCUGGAAUCCUGAAAGCGGAUUCUUGUACAGACCAAAAUGCUGAAACAGAGCUGAGUUUUCAGAGACGAAGUACCGUUUUCUAAAGCUGUAUUGUUAGGAUAAAUAACUGCUUUCUUACCAGGGAGACUUCCCCUUAUAGUCACUUUGGCUGUUGUGCUAACCAUUGUUUCCCAAUGUUUUAGGGUAGGCCUGUGCUGUAAUAUAGGAUUGUGGAAAAAAAAACGUUGAUUGUUAUGUUUUAUUUGAAAAAAAUGGCAACUUCGGCACUUUGAUGUCAGCAUUGGAUCUGUCUUUUUGUUUUGUUUGUAUAUCUGAACUUUUUGACAGGAUGCUCAUACUAUGUAAAGGACAUAUUUACUGAAUAUUUAGUCUGUGCUUCAUAAAGUAAGCUUUUAUACAGAG
Molecule: messenger RNA, 5901 nt
Organism: Acanthochromis polyacanthus (spiny chromis)
Lineage: Eukaryota; Metazoa; Chordata; Actinopteri; Pomacentridae
Gene: psd2
Product: pleckstrin and Sec7 domain containing 2
Exons: 15
Coding region: 532-3318 (928 amino acids)
Biological process (GO): regulation of ARF protein signal transduction
Molecular function (GO): phospholipid binding; guanyl-nucleotide exchange factor activity; protein binding
Source: RefSeq, a predicted model, not a curated record